GCGGCCUCGCCUCCUCUCUCUCUCUGCGCCUGGGUAGGGUGGGUGACGCCGAGCGCGAGAUGUCGGAUUUUGAUAGUAACCCGUUUGCAGACCCGGAUCUCAACAACCCUUUCAAGGACCCAUCAGUUACACAAGUGACAAGAAAUGUCCCACCAGGACUUGAUGAAUACAAUCCAUUCUCGGAUUCUAGAACACCUCCACCGGGCAAUGUGAAAGUGCCUAACGUACCCAGUACACAACCAGCAAUAAUGAAACCAACAGAGGAACAUCCGGCUUAUACACAGAUUGCAAAGGAGCAUGCCUUGGCCCAAGCUGAACUUCUUAAACGCCAGGAAGAACUAGAAAGAAAAGCAGCAGAAUUAGAUCGUCGAGAACGAGAAAUGCAAAAUCUCAGUCAACACGGCAGAAAAAACAAUUGGCCACCUCUUCCUGACAAUUUUCCUGUGGGACCUUGUUUCUAUCAGGAUUUUUCUGUAGACAUUCCUGUAGAAUUCCAAAAGACAGUAAAGAUUAUGUACUACUUAUGGAUGUUCCAUGCUGUAACACUGUUUCUAAAUAUCUUCGGAUGCUUGGCUUGGUUUUGUGUUGAUCCUCCAAGAGGGGUUGAUUUUGGAUUGAGUAUCCUGUGGUUCUUGCUUUUUACUCCUUGUUCAUUUGUCUGUUGGUACUGACCACUUUACGGAGCUUUCAGGAGUGACAGUUCAUUCAGAUUCUUUGUAUUCUUUUUUGCCUAUAUUUGUCAGUUUGCUGUGCAUGUACUCCAGGCUGCAGGAUUUCAUAAUUGGGGUAACUGCGGUUGGAUUUCAUCCCUUACUGGUCUCAACAAAAGUAUUCCUGUUGGAAUCAUGAUGAUAAUCAUAGCAGCACUUUUCACAGCAUCAGCAGUCAUCUCACUAGUUAUGUUUAAAAAGGUACAUGGACUGUAUCGCACAACAGGUGCUAGUUUUGAGAAGGCCCAACAAGAGUUUGCAACAGGUGUGAUGUCCAACAAAACUGUCCAGACUGCAGCUGCAAAUGCAGCUUCAACCGCAGCAACUAGUGCAGCUCAGAAUGCUUUCAAGGGUAACCAAAUUUAGAGUCUUCAAACAAUACAUUGUUACCUUCUGACUGUACUUUUUUCUC
Eubalaena glacialis (North Atlantic right whale) is the source of this 1122-nucleotide messenger RNA. RefSeq names its product secretory carrier-associated membrane protein 1-like. Bases 60 to 671 code for a protein of 203 amino acids. Gene Ontology annotation, biological process: protein transport. The transcript has a single exon. Gene Ontology annotation, cellular component: trans-Golgi network membrane; recycling endosome membrane. Lineage: Eukaryota; Metazoa; Chordata; Mammalia; Artiodactyla; Balaenidae. The record is from RefSeq and is a predicted model, not a curated record.